GCCCAUUAUAAGAAAUUGAAGAUAUUCAAAUGCUCAACUAUGCACUGCUUUCCUUGUAUGUAUCCAUCCCCUUAUUCGCCUUCCAGUCCAACACUCCGUUCGUUCCUUCUCAAAUCCGAUUGUGGAAAAGCAGAGAGUUCGAGUGGGAGAGAAGCGGAAGGCUCGAAGGAGACAUCAAUGGUGACGGAUGAUAGCGACUCCUCUGGGAGAAUCUUGAAGUCCCAUGUAGAUGAUGAUGAUGAUGCUAAUCGUCUGGAGGGUUUAAAGGACAAGUUGACUCAGCUUAAAAGGAAUAUUCAAGGAGAAAGAGUUAGAUCCUCCUGGAAAAUGCAGGAAAAAUUCGAGAGUAACAGAAAGAAAGUGGAUCUUCAUGUUUCUCCCAUUUCAUCAAGCGCAGGGGAUAUUGGAAAUAGCAAUAUGAUUUCUCUGAGGAUGGAAAAGCCACUCUGCAAGUUAAAUGGUUUUCCUCAUGGGGUUGGAGAUAGAGACUAUGUUCCUACCAAGGAUGUUAUAUCAACAAGUGUCAAGCUUCCGAAUACCCUUGAAAAUCAAAGAAUGGCUGAAGAUCAGUCUGUGGUUGGUCGCAGACAAAUCUACUAUGAUCAGCAUGGUGGGGAGACACUAAUAUGUAGCGAUAGCGAGGAUGAGCCAGAACCUGAGGAAGAAAGACGUGAAUAUUCCCAGGGUGAAGACUGCGUCAUAUGGUUGAUUGGGCAGGAGUAUGGCAUGGGUGAGGAAGUGCAGGAUGCUCUCUGCCAGUUCCUCAGCUUAGAUGCUUCAGAUAUUCUGGAAAGAUACAAUGAGCUCAAGUUGAAGAACGAACAGAAAGUUGAGAACUUCUCUGAUUCAGGAUUGAAGCUGGGAAUAUUUCUGGAAAAAGGCCUUAGUGCUGCUCUAGAUUCGUUCGAUAAUCUUUUUUGCCGUCGUUGCUUGGUAUUUGACUGUCGUCUGCAUGGAUGUUCUCAGCCUUUAAUUAGUGCUAGUGAAAAGCAGCCUUAUUGGUCUGAUUAUGAAGGUGAUAGGAAUCCCUGCAGCAAACAUUGUUACCUCCAGCUCAAGGCGGUCAGAGAAGUACCAGGAGCAAGCAGUAAUUUUGCAUCUCAAACGGAAGACAAAUCUUCAGAAGAGGAAUGCAGCAAGGCUGUCUCCUCUGAUGGCCCUCAUGAUGCUGGUGGUGGUUCCAAGAAUUUAGAUUCAUCCUCUGGUGUAGAACAAGACCAUGAAAGUAGGGGAAAGCGUGAGGUCCGGAAUCUCGAAGACUCCAGUGAUCUGCCUAAUUUAUCAAACAAGAAACAGAAGACUGCAGCCUCAGAUGCAAACAUGUCAUUUCUUGAUUCUAUUCCUAGCUUAGAUCGUACAUUGGCUAGCACAAAGAGUGAUCAAGGUGGAACAGCUGAUACAAACGAAGUAAAUAGAGACUCAGUAGCUGAUAAACAAGAAGUAGCUGAGCUUAUUCCAGACAAGUUGGUCCGUGAUGGAGGUUCCUCAGUUUGUCAGCUAGAGCUUGGUAGUGGAAACGGAACAAUAAUUAUUGGAGAAAUGUCUGAGACAAGUCAACCAUCUACAGAGUGGAAGCCUAUUGAGAAGGAUCUUUACUCGAAGGGAGUCGAAAUCUUUGGGAGGAACAGCUGUCUUAUUGCAAGAAACCUGCUUUCUGGCCUGAAGACAUGCCUAGAUGUGUCCAGUUACAUGCGUGAAAACGAAGUUUCAGUUAGUCGAAGAUCUAGCACUCCGAAUUUGCUGUUGGAUGAUGGCAGGACAGACCCAGGGAAUGAGGAUGAUGAGGUGCCUCCAAGGACAAGAUUGUUCCGUAGAAAAGGCAAAACCCGGAAGCUGAAAUACUCUACAAAGUCUGCUGGUCAUCCAUCUGUCUGGAAAAGAAUAGCCGGUGGCAAAAACCAGUCGUGUAAGCAAUACACACCGUGUGGAUGCCAGUCAAUGUGCGGGAAGGAAUGCCCUUGUCUAACUAAUGAAACUUGCUGCGAGAAAUAUUGCGGGUAUGCCAAAAGAAUCAACGUGACAAUGAGGCAAAUUCAGUAG
This is a messenger RNA of Thlaspi arvense, 2040 nucleotides long. The record is from the annotation of a GenBank genome assembly. Lineage: Eukaryota; Viridiplantae; Streptophyta; Magnoliopsida; Brassicales; Brassicaceae.